GGGGGAGAGGCGGAUCUUUGGUUGCGAUCAAGUUAGUGUGACGGUGGCGGCAGAGGAAUGAUCUGAGAGCGCAGGCCAGAGAGACAGCGAGAGAGAGAGAGAGAGGGUGAGUGGGUGAGUGAGUGGCUGCUGUUUGAUGGCUUCUCUAUUCAAGUUGGGACGAUCGAGAACUAUCAGACUGAUUCAAAGUUUUCCAGCAGUUAAGCUGCAUUUAACCGGAGCUGUCAUGAGAGCCACAGAAGUUGAAUUUGACAAAGCAAAGGAACAUUUGAAGACAUUAAAGAAUGACCCUGGAAAUGACACCAAAUUGCGAAUAUAUGCUUUGUUUAAACAGGCUACACAAGGUUCUUGCAGUUCACCAAAGCCUGGUAUGUUAGACUUUGUCAAUAAGGCCAAAUGGGAGGCAUGGAAUUCACUUGGUAAUAUAUCUAAGGAUGAUGCUCGACAAAAAUAUGUUGACCUUGUAGGAACGUUGAUCUCUUCAGAAGCCCCCAUCCAGAAAGAAGCCACCACUGCAGGAGACCCAAAAUCAUCAUACCAGACACUACAGGUCACCACAGAGAACAACAUCACCACCAUCCUUUUAAACAGGCCAGAGAAAAAAAAUGCCAUUUCCCGAAAGAUGUAUGAAGAAAUUAUGCAAGCACUUGAACAAGCUGGAAAAGAUGACUCUGUGCUUACAGUAAUGACAGGUAGUGGAGAUUAUUACUGUAGUGGGAAUGACUUGAGCAACUUCACCCAAGUUGGAGCAGAAGGUGUGGAAAAGCUGGCUCGGGAUUCAGGAGAACUGCUUACAUAUGUAAGCCAUUUCAUUGAUUUUCCAAAGCCACUAAUCGCUGUGGUAAAUGGUCCUGCUGUUGGAAUUGCUGUCACUGGCCUUGGUUUAUUUGAUGUAGUGUAUGCCACUGAUCGUGCCACAUUUCAUGCUCCAUUUAGCCAGCUGGGUCAAAGUCCAGAAGGCUGCUCAUCUUACACUUUCCCUAAGAUGAUGGGUACUGCAAAGGCAAAUGAAAUCCUUCUGUUUAACAAGAAGCUCACAGCAGCUCAAGCCUGUGAUUUGGGUCUGGUUACUGAGGUCUUUCCUGACAAUACAUUCCAGCAAGAAGUUUGGAAAAAGCUGCGUGCCUACGCAAAGCUCCCCAAAGAUUCUCUGCGCUAUUCAAAACAACUGAUCAGAGGAAUGGAAAAAGAAAAGUUGCAUGCUGUCAAUGCUCAAGAGUGUGUGCGACUGCAAGAGAGAUGGUUAUCUGAGGAAUGCAUGAAUGCAAUCAUGGGCUUUUUUCAAAAUAAGUCAAAAUUAUAAUAUUUUUUACACUAAUUGAAAUUCAGAAACCUAACCUGGUAAUAAUUGCUUAACAUUCUUAGUUAAAUAUUAUUGUCAAUCAAACCACCUCUUCGUGAAGAAUAUUUCUGUAUUAAUCAUCCUUAAGUGCAUAGCAACUAGUAUCACUUUUAUGUGUCAUUGCUAUUUGGAAAAUCAUCCUUUAAGCAGAAAAAAGUUUAACAUUGAAAUAACAAUUGAUCGAAAUAUAUGAAUUUGUAAUGCUGGCUUGUGGUUAUGAAUUAAAUUAUAAUUUCACCAUGAAUAUUUAAUAUCAAAAACAAUAAAAGGUUUAUCUGUA
Molecule: messenger RNA, 1622 nt
Organism: Callorhinchus milii (elephant shark)
Lineage: Eukaryota; Metazoa; Chordata; Chondrichthyes; Chimaeriformes; Callorhinchidae
Gene: eci2
Product: enoyl-CoA delta isomerase 2
Exons: 10
Coding region: 137-1303 (388 amino acids)
Molecular function (GO): fatty-acyl-CoA binding
Source: RefSeq, a predicted model, not a curated record